AUGCACAUCGCAAAGACUCUGGCCAUUUUCUGCCUUGGAUCCGGGGCCCUGUCCUUCAAGAUCCGCGCUUUUACAGGCAACGGCUGUACGGGUAGUGCCAAAGAAAUUAAUGUGUGGGAUAACACUUGUCGUAACACGGAUGUCCCUGCUACUCGAUCCUUCCGAGUGCUAAGCUAUGGAGGUCGUCGCCAGAGAGCCGGAUUCUACAAGAAUACCCGCUGUGGCGCGAUUCCCGAGAAUGGGGAGAAGGAUUGGUGGGCUGACGGCGGCAGCGAUACUUUUAAGAAGAACAAGUGUAUUACGUUGGGCUAUGAAGCCAAUUCGCGGUAG
Messenger RNA from Pochonia chlamydosporia 170, 330 nucleotides. RefSeq lists its product as hypothetical. NCBI's taxonomy places the organism in Eukaryota, Fungi, Ascomycota, Sordariomycetes, Hypocreales, Clavicipitaceae. The transcript has 2 exons. The record is from RefSeq and is a predicted model, not a curated record. Bases 1 to 330 code for a protein of 109 amino acids.